Molecule: messenger RNA, 195 nt
Organism: Strongylus vulgaris
Lineage: Eukaryota; Metazoa; Nematoda; Chromadorea; Rhabditida; Strongylidae
Source: the annotation of a GenBank genome assembly
AUAGGUGUUGCUCUUCUUCGUGCCCAUGAAGCUCGCGAUCGUGCUAUCAUGGUAGCCAAUCUGGAUCGAGUUACAUUUUGGAGUUGUGCACACACUCUCGUUCUUCUAGGUGUUGGCGCUUUACAGGUUUUUAUGAUCCGAAGUUGUGUUAUUCACCCUUAUCGUAGCCUUUGGCAGAUCGAUCUGCUCUACUAA